Messenger RNA from Sciurus carolinensis (gray squirrel), 1594 nucleotides. RefSeq names its product TGFB induced factor homeobox 1 (gene Tgif1). Gene Ontology annotation, molecular function: RNA polymerase II cis-regulatory region sequence-specific DNA binding; DNA-binding transcription factor activity, RNA polymerase II-specific. Gene Ontology annotation, biological process: regulation of transcription by RNA polymerase II. The record is from RefSeq and is a predicted model, not a curated record. The transcript is spliced from 3 exons. NCBI's taxonomy places the organism in Eukaryota, Metazoa, Chordata, Mammalia, Rodentia, Sciuridae. The coding region runs from base 351 to 1169 and encodes 272 amino acids.
GGACCUACUGUACCUUCCCUCCUCGCCUCUCACUCUGACAGCGCCGAGGUGCGCCGUGCAGGAGCUGGGAACAAAGGAGCGGAGUGGGGAGGGGAGCGAGUUGGGUGAGGGAGAGCCCCCGGCCCGCUGCCAGAAGAUCCCGGCAGGAGGAAGCCGAAGUGUCACUUGAAUUCCACCCAAGGAGCAGGCGCCUGGGAUCCGAGCGCCUUGUUUAGCAAUAACGGCUGGAGCACGUCCUAUAAGUUGCAGGAGCGUCUGCGGCGAAGGAGGACGACCGCUUGCCCCCUGUGUCCCGGCUCCUGGUCCCUCGAGACCCCAGCAUUGCCUUGCGCUGGGAGGGGAGUUCCAGAAUGAAGAGCAAGAAAGGUGUUGUUGCAGCAUCUGGCAGUGAGACUGAGGAUGAGGACAGCAUGGACAUACCCCUGGACCUUUCCUCUUCAUCUGGCUCAGGCAAGAGGCGGAGAAGAGGCAACCUGCCCAAGGAAUCUGUUCAGAUUCUGCGUGAUUGGCUAUAUGAGCACCGAUACAAUGCCUAUCCCUCAGAGCAAGAAAAAGCAUUACUGUCCCAGCAAACUCACCUGUCCACACUACAGGUCUGUAACUGGUUCAUCAACGCCCGCCGCAGGCUCCUCCCUGACAUGCUGAGAAAGGAUGGCAAAGAUCCAAAUCAGUUCACAAUUUCCCGCCGUGGGGCCAAGGUUUCCGAAGCUAGCUCUAUGGAGGCUGCGAUGGGAAUCAAAAACUUCAUGCCAGCUCUAGAGGAGAGCCCGUUUCAUUCCUGCACAGCUGGACCAAACCCAACCCUAGGGAGGCCACUGUCUCCCAAGCCGUCGUCCCCGGGAUCGAUUUUGGCUCGUCCAUCCGUGAUCUGCCAUACCACUGUGACUGCAUUGAAAGAUGUGCCUUUCUCUCUCUGCCAGUCGGUUGGUGUGGGACAAACCACAGAUAUACAGCAGAUGGCAGCCAGCAACUUUACAGACACCUCUCUCAUGUACCCGGAGGACACAUGUAAGUCUGGACCGGGUACAAACGCUCAGAGUGGUCUUUUCAACACUCCGCCCCCUACUCCGCCGGACCUCAACCAGGAUUUUAGUGGAUUUCAGCUUCUAGUGGAUGUUGCACUCAAACGGGCUGCAGAGAUGGAGCUUCAGGCAAAACUUACAGCUUAACCCCCCUUUCAAGCAAAACAGUUCUCAAAAAUGUCAUGAUUGCCGGGGGGAGUGAUGGCAAGAGAUGAAUUGCAUUAUUUUAUAUAUUUUUUUAUUAAUAUUUGCACAUGGGAUUGCUAAAAUGAAGCUUCCUGUUACUGAGAUGUCUUCAAUGGAAUACAGUCAUUCCAAGAACUAUAAACUCAAAGCUACUGUAGAAACAAAGGGUUUUCUUUUUAAAAUGUUUCUUGGUAGAUUAUUCAUAAUGUGAGAUGGCUCCCAAUAUCAUGUGAUUUUUUUUUUUCCACCCCUUCCCCUUUUUUGUUGGUGUUUUUUUUCAGACUGUGCAAUACUUUGAGAACCUAUAGCAUCUUUUCAUUCCCAUGUGGAACAGGAUGCCCACAUACUGUCUAAUUAAUAAAAUUUUCAUUUUUUUUUCAAACAAG